AUGACUUUCGAAGAUCGUUCAAUAAAUGUCAAUGAAGACACAACACAAGACAAUUUACCUUUGAUCGUACGAACAGAACAAACCUAUCGACGAAUACCAACGACAGCAUUUAUCAUUAUUCAUAUUUUACUUACACUUCUAUUCGAAACUGUUAUUGUUCUAUUUCCAUAUCUAUGUUACGAUCGGAAUAUCCACCAAAUAUGUGAUAAUCAUUCACCGUACAAUAUUGCAUUGUAUGUACAUGCUGGUAAUUACAUCGUUUGUGUCAUAUUCGAUCGUUUGUAUCAUUAUUAUCAAGAUUUAUCUCGUCGAAACGGUUAUCUGGAAUUCUACCGUCGAACAAGAAAUCUACGACGUACACCAUUGAUUGUUAUCUCAACAGGUAACGCACUUCUCGUUGCUAUGAUCAAACUGCUCGAAGAUUAUCAAUUGUCAAUAUUACCGGUUCAGCCUUGGCAUUGUCUUGCCAUUUUAACAACACUCGAAGUCAUUAUCAUCUUAACUGUUCUCAUAUGGUAUCUCGUUAUUACAAUCAAAUUCAAUAAAGAACGUGCAUAUCCAGAUGCGGCACAAGACGAUAUCCUGUCGAGUUUCGUCACACCACAGACAUCGGCCAAUGAAAUUGGCUUCCGUGAUGAAACUUACACCGAAAAUGUUCUGGAAAAACAAGCUGAUCUAAUUCGUUACUUGCGUGAACGCAACGAACAUUUAGCUCGCCUUGCUCAUCAAUUAAAACAACAAAUCACAACAACCGUUGUCACAUAA
This is a messenger RNA of Adineta ricciae, 765 nucleotides long. NCBI's taxonomy places the organism in Eukaryota, Metazoa, Rotifera, Eurotatoria, Adinetida, Adinetidae. The record is from the annotation of a GenBank genome assembly.